This is a messenger RNA of Pundamilia nyererei, 2867 nucleotides long. RefSeq names its product solute carrier family 25 member 13 (gene slc25a13). NCBI's taxonomy places the organism in Eukaryota, Metazoa, Chordata, Actinopteri, Cichliformes, Cichlidae. The coding region runs from base 73 to 2067 and encodes 664 amino acids. The transcript is spliced from 19 exons. The record is from RefSeq and is a predicted model, not a curated record. Gene Ontology annotation, molecular function: calcium ion binding; L-glutamate transmembrane transporter activity; L-aspartate transmembrane transporter activity. Gene Ontology annotation, biological process: malate-aspartate shuttle; L-glutamate transmembrane transport; aspartate transmembrane transport.
CGUAAUCUCCAUGGGAACGCCGUCACGCAGGAGGAAGUGAUCAGGACUAUCUGACAGUGAGCUCGCUUUAGCAUGGCAACAAAGGCAGUUCUGCCUAGGAGGGCCGACCCCACUGAGUUGAAAGCCAUUUUUGAAAAGUAUGCCAGCGUCAAGAAGAAUGAGGAAUACUUCAUGUCGGCGCAGGACUUCGUGAGCCGUUUCCUCCAUGCUCACACGGACAUUCUGCUGACCAAUGAGGCCACAAAUCUGCUGGCUGGAGUGGUGGACCAGAAGAAAGAUGGCUUGAUCUCCUUUCAGGAGUUUGUAGCAUUUGAAUCGGUGCUGUGUGCCCCAGACUCACUUUUCAUGGUUGCCUUCCUGCUGUUUGAUAAAACGGGCAUUGGGAUUACCACUUUUGAUAUUCAGCUCCCCUCCCCCUCCCCAAAUCUUUUUCUCUUCCCAGUUUAUGUCUUACCAAAGUGUUUUGACCUACUCACAACCGACCAAAGAAGCCUUCAUACACCGCAGGAGAUGCAGCUGGAACACGCGCGACAGGCUUUCAUCCAGCGUGACCAAGCCCACAGCGGCUCCAUCUCAGCGCUGGACUUCAGGGACAUCAUGGUUACCAUUCGGCCACACAUGCUCACACCCUUCGUAGAGGAAUGCCUCGUGGCGGUUGCAGGGGGUAGCACGUCUCAUCAGGUCAGCUUCUCCUACUUCAACGGCUUCAACUCGCUGCUCAACAAUAUGGAGCUGAUUAGAAAGAUCUACAGCACUCUGGCUGGCCACCGCCGAGAUGUGGAAGUCACUAAAGAGGAGUUUAUCGUGGCAGCUCAAAGGUUCGGCCAGGUGACGCCCAUGGAGGUCGACAUCCUCUUUCAGCUGGCUGACCUGUCGGAGCCUCGUGGACGUGUUGGUUUAGCGGACAUUGAGAAGAUUGCUCCGCUGGAGGAAGGUGCCCUGCCCUACAACUUGGCUGAAGUCCAGAGACAGCACUCGGGCAGCGACGGCUCCCGCCCCAUCCUUAUCCAGGUGGCAGAGUCGAUCUACAGAUUCGCUCUUGGCUCAGUAGCAGGGGCUGUGGGUGCAACAGCAGUGUACCCCAUUGAUCUGGUGAAGACACGCAUGCAGAACCAGAGGAGCAGCGGGUCACUGGUGGGAGAGCUCAUGUACAAGAACAGCUUCGACUGCUUCAAGAAGGUGGUGCGCUACGAGGGCUUCUUCGGACUUUACCGAGGUCUGGUACCACAGCUACUGGGUGUGGCGCCCGAGAAAGCCAUAAAGCUCACAGUGAAUGAUUUUGUGCGUGGAAAGACCAGACAGAAGGACGGUACAGUCCCGCUUGCCGCUGAGAUUCUGGCUGGUGGAUGUGCUGGAGGAUCCCAGGUGAUCUUCACAAACCCUCUGGAGAUAGUAAAGAUCCGUCUGCAGGUGGCAGGAGAGAUCACCACGGGGCCGAGGGUCAGCGCUCUGUCGGUCAUCAGGGACCUGGGCUUCUUUGGGCUUUACAAGGGUUCCAAGGCUUGUUUUCUGCGGGACAUCCCCUUCUCGGCUAUCUACUUCCCUUGCUACGCCCACACCAAGGCUUACCUCACUGAGGAGGAUGGAAGAAUAGGGCCAGCCAGGAUGCUGUUUGCCGGAGCUCUGGCAGGCAUGCCGGCCGCCUCUCUGGUGACCCCGGCAGACGUGAUCAAGACACGGCUACAGGUGGCGGCGCGUGCUGGCCAGACCACCUACAGCGGCCUGAUGGACUGCUUCUGGAAGAUUCUCAGAGAAGAGGGGCCCCGCGCUUUCUGGAAAGGAGCUGGAGCUCGAGUGUUUCGUUCUUCGCCUCAGUUUGGGGUGACACUGGUGACCUAUGAACUCCUGCAGCGCUGGUUUUAUAUCGACUUUGGAGGACCAAAGCCGGCUGGCUCCGAGCCCACCCCCAAGUCUCGGAUCAGCCUGCCGGCGCCCAACCCCGACCACAUCGGAGGCUUCAGGUUGGCCGUGGCCACAUUCGCUGGCAUCGAGAGCAAGUUUGGACUCCAUCUCCCACGCUACACGGUGCCGACGGCAGCGGCCCCUUCCAACGUGAGCACCCCCUGAACCUCCACGGGUGUGUGUUUGAGGGGGGAGCUGAAGUGUUUUUCAUACGUAAAGCACCGAGAAACUAUCAGGUCCAUUUAGUUUUCACAGUAUUUGAAGUUAUUUUGUUCUAAUUAUUGUAUAAAAGCAUCUAUAUGCGAUCUCACCGAUUAGUGUGUAAUUGCUACAGGGCUCACGCAGUGUUUGUUUCACAGUGUUGUGUUAUACUAGUUAGGUUUACACUCCAAACUCGUACACAGUAUGCACACAGCAGCAGAAGGGCUUGCACAAAUACACUUGAACACUUUCUUUAAAUAUCGGUGGCUACUUACUGUUGCAGCUUUUUCCAGUGUCUUCCUUUUGUGUUGCUUUAUAACCAAAAGCACAUUAAUCACAUGAUCAUAAAACCGGCUACACACAAAAAAUACAGUAAAUGUGGCACUUCUUGAUAUAUUAGAAAUCCAGACAUAUUUUCAUAUGUGUGCGUUUGUUUUGAUUGAGUUGCUCUUUUCAACCGUGUGUCGAUUUAUGGUCGAAUGAAUCCAGAAGAAUACGACCAGAGAAAGAAGUUUUGAAUGUAAAAGGCGCGGCGUUAACGUUGUGACCGUACAUAAUGUUCACCGCUGUCAAGAUGUUUGGGUUCAGGUUUAAAUGUAUGCAGAUGUGGAAAUAUAUGAAGGAGUGCGUGCGCCAUGGCUCUGUAUUUAAACUUGUACGGUGCAGAGACUGUAGGAGCUACAUGUGGUGUGUAAUAAUUGUGCCUUACUGAACGUAUGGCAGCAACAUGUGUGGUCGGAGUAAAGAGACACUUGUAUUAGUAA